AUGGCCACGAUCCACCUGCACCAAUUCCUGGACGACACCGCGAGCGCGAUGCCGACGCCGCCGCCGCUGUCGCCGCUCGAGUGGGGGCGCGAGUGCGGGGGCGGCGCCGGCGGCGGCGGCGGGGGCGAUAGUGUGGAGGAGUGGGCGGCCGCGGCCGCGGCGACGGUGCUGGGUGGCGUCGCGCCGCCUGCUCCGCUGCCGCUGCAGCAGCAGCAGUACCAGUAUCAGCCGCAGUACUGCCAGCCGCCGGCGCCCGCCGCCUGGCCGCCGCACGCGGCGCCGGCUGGGGGAGGGGGGCCGCUGCUCAAGCCGCCGCAGGCGGGGAUGGCGAUGGGCGCUAGCGGGCUCUCGUGCGCGCGGGGUGACCUGGGAAGCGCCUGCAGCAACGCGAGCACUGUAGUGGGCAUCGAGGUUGCGCCCUCUCUGGCGACCAUGUUCUGA
Monoraphidium neglectum is the source of this 441-nucleotide messenger RNA. RefSeq lists its product as hypothetical. Bases 1 to 441 code for a protein of 146 amino acids. Lineage: Eukaryota; Viridiplantae; Chlorophyta; Chlorophyceae; Sphaeropleales; Selenastraceae. The record is from RefSeq and is a predicted model, not a curated record. The transcript has a single exon.